Menidia menidia (Atlantic silverside) is the source of this 2867-nucleotide messenger RNA. NCBI's taxonomy places the organism in Eukaryota, Metazoa, Chordata, Actinopteri, Atheriniformes, Atherinopsidae. The record is from the annotation of a GenBank genome assembly.
UGGUCAAGGCGAUAGAUGUCCAGCCUCUUCGCUCUCUCCACUCAGUGCUGCUUUUCAACAGAGAUUUAAAGUGAACAACCUGAAGCUCAGAAAAGUACUUCUCCUAUUCCCGCCAACAAAUAUCAGGGAUUAUCCCUCUCUGCUUACUCCCCGCCGAGGUCUGCCCCUCAUUUUCUCUCCGUCAUGUAUCAGGUUUUGCUAAUUUGUCAUCAGACCCUGACAAUGUAAGUCAAUCUGAACCAAGCCACCCCGGAAGGACACAAAUCUGCUCUCUUGUUUUUAAGAACCAAGAAGAAGACGGCGCCCCGAGGUGAGAUGCGGCCCAGUGCUUUGUCAGCGGAGGAGCGAGAUGGCUUCUGUAGAGAUUCUUGAAAGAAAUAUUCCCGUUUGAAAGAGGCUGAUCGACGGCGCAGCAUCUUCCAGCACCGCCGCCCUCACAGAUGUAGCUGCCCAGGAUGGGUCUAAAGGUGGACGGCCAGGACAGAAACAAUGACGUGCAAACGUACGAGCAACCGGGGGAGGAAAUGGGAGCCGAGAGCCAAAACGAGGCCUGUGCCCACAGCCAGCCACUGCCCAUCAUCAGGAAGAGGAGGAAAAGCAGGAGGAGAUGACUGGGGAUCAACCUCACCAGCUGCAAAUACGAAAGUGUGCGGCGAGUAGCUCGCAGAUACGGCCUCAGGGAGGCGAUGGAGGAUGAAGACUGGACGCUGUUCUGGACCGACUGCUCUGUGUCUCUGGACCGUGUUAAAGACAUGAAGCGCUACCAGAAAAUAAACCAUUUCCCAGGGAUGAGUGAGAUCUGCCGCAAAGACUUACUGGCGAGAAACUUGAACCGCAUGCUGAAGCUUUUUCCAAAAGAGUACAAUAUCUUCCCCAGAACUUGGUGCCUACCUGCAGAUUAUAGUGACUUCCAAGCCUACACCAGGGCCAAAAAAAGCAAAACCUACAUCUGUAAGCCAGAUACAGGCUGCCAAGGCAAAGGUAUCUUCAUCACCAAAUCCAGUAAAGACAUCCUUUCUGGGGAACACAUGAUCUGCCAGGUCUACAUCUCCAGGCCUCUCAUAAUUGACGGAUACAAGUUUGAUUUGCGGAUUUACGUGCUAGUGACGUCAUGUGACCCAUUCAGCAUAUUUAUGUUCAAGGAGGGGCUGGUUCGCUUCUGCACCACAAAAUACAACGAGCCCACACACAACAACGUGGAAGACGUGUGCAUGCAUCUUACCAACUACUCCAUCAACAAGAACAGUGACAACUUUGUGCGCGAUGAGGACGUUGGCAGUAAGCGGAAGUUGUCCAGUCUCACCAAACACCUGGAGGCCUCCAGCUGUAACACAGACAAGCUGUGGAACGACAUCGAGGACAUCAUCAUCAAGACUCUGAUAUCUGCCCACCCGGUUCUCAAGCAUAAUUACCACACGUGCUUCCCGAACCACACCACCGGCAGCGCCUGCUUCGAAAUCCUGGGCUUCGACGUGCUGCUGGAUCACAGACUCAGGCCCUGGGUGCUCGAGGUGAAUCACUCCCCCAGCUUCACCACGGACUCACAGCUGGACCGCGAAGUGAAGGACGCCCUGCUGUACGACACCCUGGUUCUCAUUAACCUGAGCGCCUGUGAUCGCCGCAAGAUCACCAAAGAGGAGCGGCGCAGGGUGAAGGACAGGCUGCAGCAGAACCGCUCCAGGGAGGCCCGGUCGGAGGAGCUGCGUCAGUGCCAGGCGGCCACCAUGGAGCAGAUGGAGAAGUACGAGGCCAAACACCUGGGAGGCUUCAAGAGGAUCUACCCCAGAGAGGGAGGGGAGAAGUACGACAAAUACUUCAAACACAGCAGCUCCCUGUUCCAGGAGACCGCCGCGUCCAAGGCCAGAGAGGAGUGUGCCAGGCAGCAGCUGCAGGAGCUGCGUCUGAAGCAGGAGCGGGACCAGAAGGGGGGCCGGAGGAGGGACCUGCAGGGGGAGACGGCGGGGGAGAGAGUCAAACCCCAGCGAGGGUCCACACAGCAGCCCGGCUACUCUCAUCCGGCCGCCGUUCAGUCGCCUCUCUCCGGCGUGUUUCCAGAAGCUGCGGAAGUUCCCGAGGAGGACCAGAAGGAGAGGGAGGAGGCGGAGGAGGCCGAGAAGCAGGACCGGGAGCGGGUGGAGUCUCUGCUGGAGAGAAAGAAGCUGCUGGAGGACCUGGGGGUGGUCGACCAGAUCCACCAGCUGCUGCAGCGCCGGGCGGAGGGGGGCGGAGCCCCGCCGGGCGCCACGGAAACCUGCAGCCACCGGCAGGUUCAGCACAGGCACGAGCAGAGGCUGGAGGCUUUGGCCCUGUUCUCCCAGAGGACCAAGCAGAAUCUCUGCCCCCAGCUCUCUCAGCAGCAGCUCCACUCCUUCAUGACUCAGCAGCGUCUGCUGAGGCCCGGCGUCCAGCAGAGGGGCCUGAACGAGUCCUCCUGCCGGCUGUCGGAGCCCGAAAGCCUGAGCAGGGCAGCAGAGCUCUGCAGCAUGAUGAGCGCCCACCGGCUGCUCUGGCCCGGUAAACAUCCGCCCCACUCAGGAACACCUCUGGCCUCAAUAAGCACCAAAAGCACCAAAAGCACACUCAGUUCCUGCUCGUUUUCUCUCCUGUUUCCUCUUCUCUCUCCAGACUCUGGCUCCCACGUGGACAUCCGGACGGGCUCCUACACGGGGACCAGGCCGCGUCCCAGCAUCCCCGCCAUAAACCCGGGCCCCCCCCAUAAGGCCCCGGCCCCCCCGCCCCGCCCCCCCACGGACCUGCAGAGCCUGCGGGUCGUCUCCACCCGCGCCCCCCUGGUCCGGAGGCCUGGCUUCUCUCACGUGGUCCGCAGCUCCCCCCGAAAAGCCCCCCCGCACGGCCAGGGCCACUGA